Molecule: messenger RNA, 879 nt
Organism: Trypanosoma cruzi
Lineage: Eukaryota; Euglenozoa; Kinetoplastea; Trypanosomatida; Trypanosomatidae
Exons: 1
Coding region: 1-879 (292 amino acids)
Molecular function (GO): protein binding
Source: RefSeq, a predicted model, not a curated record
AUGGCGGGAGUUCUUACGGAGAACUUGGUGCUGCAGAAGACCAAGGUGGACAGCAUACAGCGUGUUCGGAAGUUGAACGUAUGCGCGGCGCAACUCAGCGAUAUUGGCGUACUGCGGCGUGCGUGCAACCUCGAGGUGCUCUCUCUUAGCCUGAACGACGUCAGUGAGCUCGGGGUGCUUGAGAACUGCCGGCGACUCUGCGAACUGUACCUCCGCAAAAACCGCGUGGAGGAUCUGAAUCAAGUGCUCCACCUCAGUGAUAGUCCCUACCUGACGGUGCUGACCCUCGCAGAGAAUCCCAUCUGUCAGGACCCAAACUACAGACGCUUCGUUAUUGCCGCCGUUGGGAGCUUGCGACGCCUGGACGACAUUGACAUUCUGCCGCAGGAGCGGGAGGAGGCGUGCCGGGUGUUUCCGAAUUUGAGGGCGAUUGCACCGCCCCCGUCAAUGUACUGCGACCCUGCGAGGGGCAAAGUGCGGCCUGGAUCGGGGCCCACAUCGGGAACCGUGUCAUUAGCAAAACUCACAGCGCAAAGGUCACACCAUAACAGCGUCUCUGCCUAUGCGGAUGACCAUGCUGCACAUGGCAACGGCGACAGACGUGGUUCUCUUUCCCGCAGUCCUACAAGGACGCAUGCGACAAAGCGGCGGAGCACGCAUUUAGAAUUCUCUCACCACUCCCAGUUCGAACCGAUGAAUCAUUCCAUUCACACCAAGAGGGCGUCUUCUGGCAACGGCGGGAUGGGUGCGAUCCACCUGCAACCACCUCAAAUUGGCCCAACAGAAACAGGUGUCGUGCAGGCAGUAAAGGUGCUCUUGUCAGAGCUGAGCGCUGAGUCUCUAGAGGAAGUACGCCGCUUCAUCGAUGCUUUAAAGUGA